GAACGCGAAUCAUUUCCGUAGUUUUUCUCGUAAAGUUUGCCAGUUCUGAAUCAUUAUUCUUUUCCGCCGUUGUCGUACUAUUCACCGCCACCAUGAGCUCGUCCGGACGCGAGGGACACUCUUCCGGGAUGCAGAUGUCCACCUCGAGUACAGUGCUCAGCAUGGCGGAGAAGCAAAAGUACAUCGAAGAUUAUGACUUUCCCUAUUGCGACGAAUCGAGCAAAUACGAGAAGGUUGCGAAAAUCGGACAGGGAACCUUCGGCGAGGUAUUCAAAGCUCGCGAGAAGAAAUCCAACAAGAAGUUUGUCGCCAUGAAGAAGGUUCUGAUGGAUAACGAGAAGGAAGGUUUUCCGAUUACGGCCCUGCGGGAGAUCCGGAUCCUGCAGCUGCUGAAGCACGAGAACGUUGUUAAUUUGAUCGAGAUCUGUCGUACGAAGGCAACGGCCAACAAUCGGUAUCGGUCAACGUUCUAUUUGGUGUUUGAUUUCUGCGAGCAUGAUCUGGCCGGGCUGCUGUCGAAUAUCAAUGUCAAGUUCAGUCUGGGCGAGAUCAAGAAGGUCAUGCAGCAGCUGCUGAACGGCCUGUACUACAUCCAUAGCAAUAAGAUACUUCAUCGCGAUAUGAAGGCUGCCAACGUACUGAUUACGAAGAAUGGCGUUCUCAAAUUGGCCGAUUUUGGUUUGGCUCGAGCGUUCAGCAUCACUAAGAACGGACAAGCCAAUCGGUAUACAAACCGUGUCGUCACAUUAUGGUAUCGUCCCCCGGAAUUGCUGCUGGGCGAUCGUAACUAUGGACCUCCGGUGGAUAUGUGGGGCGCUGGCUGUAUUAUGGCGGAAAUGUGGACCCGUUCGCCUAUCAUGCAGGGCGCAACGGAACAACAGCAGCUGAUUUUCAUUUCUCAGCUGUGUGGAUCGUUCACACCGGACGUAUGGCCGGGCGUUGAAAGCUUGGAGCUCUAUCAGAAAAUGGAACAUCCGAUGGGACACAAGCGGAAGGUACGCGACCGUCUUCGGCCAUACGUGAAGGACACAAAUGGGGUCGAUCUGCUGGAUAAGCUGCUUAUCCUGGAUCCGAAGGAGCGCAUCGAUGCCGAUUCCGCUUUGAAUCAUGACUUCUUCUGGACUGAUCCGAUGCCGAGCGACCUGAGCAAGAUGUUGUCUCAGCACACGCAGAGCAUGUUCGAGUAUCUGACGCCUCCGAGGCGGGCCUGCCAGAUGCGGCAGUACCAGCAACAGAUGGUCAACACAAUGCAACAGCGCCCACAGGACAACAGCUAUCAAGAUCGCGUUUACUAGCCGUGCGACACCCGGGCCGCGGUUGCGUUGAUGCGUUUUCGAUAAUUUACUUCAUUAGCUUAACAUUAUUGGCUAGGAUUAGUGAACUAGGCUUAAUCGUAUACCUUUUUUUUUUUUUGAAGGCAGUUUUUAGU
Ochlerotatus camptorhynchus is the source of this 1429-nucleotide messenger RNA. RefSeq names its product Cyclin-dependent kinase 9 (gene Cdk9). Gene Ontology annotation, cellular component: cyclin/CDK positive transcription elongation factor complex; nucleus. NCBI's taxonomy places the organism in Eukaryota, Metazoa, Arthropoda, Insecta, Diptera, Culicidae. The record is from RefSeq and is a predicted model, not a curated record. Bases 93 to 1295 code for a protein of 400 amino acids. Gene Ontology annotation, molecular function: ATP binding; cyclin binding; RNA polymerase II CTD heptapeptide repeat kinase activity. Gene Ontology annotation, biological process: positive regulation of transcription elongation by RNA polymerase II; protein phosphorylation. The transcript has 2 exons.